Molecule: messenger RNA, 2274 nt
Organism: Trypanosoma cruzi
Lineage: Eukaryota; Euglenozoa; Kinetoplastea; Trypanosomatida; Trypanosomatidae
Product: trans-sialidase, putative
Exons: 1
Coding region: 1-2274 (757 amino acids)
Biological process (GO): ganglioside catabolic process; oligosaccharide catabolic process
Cellular component (GO): cytoplasm; intracellular membrane-bounded organelle; membrane
Molecular function (GO): exo-alpha-sialidase activity
Source: RefSeq, a predicted model, not a curated record
AUGCUCUCACGUGUUGCUGCAGAUAAGGCACCCAACAAACACAACCGUCGCCGCGUGACCGGAUCCAGCGGAAGGAGGAGGAAAGGAAGAGAGAGUGAGCAGCAGAGACCCAACAUGUCCCGGCAUGUGUUUACUUCCGCUGUGCUGCUUCUCGUCGUGAUGAUGUGCUGCGGCACCUGUGGAGCUGCGGCCGCUGGAGGGAAUAAUGGGAAGAGUGGUUUAAUAAAUAUUCAUAAGCUGCGGGAAGUCGGUCUAUUUGUGCCGCAGACGACGCUGGUGCUGCCGAAAGAGGGGACUGCUGCAGGUACGCCGAGGGAUUCAUUUGUUACACCCUCUCUCGUCAGUGCUGGUGGAGUAAUUGCUGCUUUCGCCGAAGGCCACACAAACGCCAAAGGUCACACGAACGCCCAAAAAGACGGUGCUCAAUCAAUUACGCACCUUUACUCUGAUGUUGUUGCGGGGUACAUUGACUCUGCGUGGAACUGGACCACUCUUGUUGACAAGGUCAAUCAAAGCACAUGGAGGGCACACACCGUGCUUACUACAGCGGAUGGACAGAAACGUUUGGAUGUUAUGCAUCAUCCCACAACAAUCGCGAAGGGCGACAAGGUGUUUCUUCUUGCGGAAGGCUUUGGUUUGUCCUCUGUCAAUGAUAAUUUGAUUUGGGACAGAUUGGACCUUAAACUGGUUGUGGCUACUGUCACGAAUUCUACGGGCGGCGAGCCGAGUAAACGGAUCAGCUGGGACAACCCCAAAUCGCUGUUAAGCGUGAACAUUUCCGCUACUUCUCACGAAAGUAAAUUUGAGAGAGUUUUUCCUUCUGGUGGCUCAGGUGUUCUGAUGGACAAUGGCGCGCUCGUGUUUCCCGUGAUUGCGUUUGCUGAUAAUAAGGGUCACUCCAUGAUCAUUUAUUCGACGGACGACGGCGCAAACUGGAUGCUUUCGAAUGGAACGUCACCUGCGAAAUGCUCUAACCCUCGCGUCACCGAAUGGGAGGGAUCACUUCUCAUGAUUGUUGAUUGCGAGGACGGCCAGAGGGUGUACGAGUCGCGUGACAUGGGGACAACGUGGACGGGGACCAUCGGGACACUCCCAGGCGUGUGGACCAAGUCAAAAUUGACAGUCAUUUUGGAUCUGAGCUUUCAUGUGGAAGCCCUCAUCACCGCGACCAUUGAGGGCAGGAAGGUCAUGCUGUACACUCAGCGAGGGUACUUCUCGGAGAAGCAAACGGAAAGAGCGCUCUAUCUUUGGGUCACGGACAACAUCCGCUCGUUUUGUGUUGGGCCGGUUGCCAUGAGGGAUGGUAUAAAAUGGUUUUUCACCAGCAAACUGUUGUACUCGGAUGGCAAUUUGCAUCUUUUACAACAGAGGGAAAAAGAUAAAGGCAGUGCCUUGUCGCUUUCUCGACUGACGGAGGAAAUGAGUACAAUCAAGUCCGUCCUCAUUACUUGGGCGCAAAAGGACGCCUUCUUCUCCAAAUUGACCAUACCCACGGCGGGUCUGGUGGCAGUUUUGUCCGGUGCGGCCAGUGGUGACACGUGGAACGACGAGUACCUUUGCCUGAAUGCGACGGUGACGCCUAAUGCAAAGAAGGUCAGAUAUGGAUUUCAAUUGACGGAGCCUAGCUCCAGGGUAUCAUGGUCCGUGAACACUCGGGCCAAUAAUGUGCGUCAUGUAUCCUUGAGCCACAACUUCACACUUGUGGCGUCGGUGACCAUCGAAGAGACUCCGAGUGGGAACACUCCUCUACUGACUGCGACGUUGGCGGACACUAAUUCCAAUCAUACCAUGGGACUGUCGUAUACGGCGGAUAACAAGUGGGGGAUGAUGUUCGAAGGCAAGACAACAAAACAGAGCGGCAGUUGGGAGCCGAAGAAGGGAUACCAAGUGGCACUCAUGCUGCAAGGCAAAAAGGCCUCUGUGUACAUUAAUGGUAAUUCGCUGGGGGAGGAAGAAGUGCCGUUAAAAGGUGAGGCGCCACUUGAGCUUGUACGCUUUUGCUUUGGCGCGUGCGGUGAGGAUGCCGGCCAGAAAACUAAGGUGACGGUGACGAACGUGUUUCUGUACAACCGCCCACUGAAUUCCACUGAAAUAAAUGCACUCAAGGACAAGGCCCACACUUUGAAUGGCCCAGGGGAGGCACUGGCGGGGUGGGCAGCUCUGGAGGGAGCUGCCGCCAGAGAACAUGCGGCUGUGGUGGGCUUGACGUCUGCUGGGAGCGGACUGCUGCCGCUGCUUCUUCUGCUGGGACUGUGGGGCUUUGCGGCUGCGUGA